AUGCCUGCCGCAAUCGCAGACGCUCCGGCGGUAGCAAUGUCUUUUGCCAACAAUUUUUGGGGCAAAGACGAUGCUGGCGUCGGCCCCCUUCUCGACCGCAUGGUCAACUCAAAGCAGACUUGCGACGAACUCAAAAGCUUCUAUGGCGCACGAGCUUCGAUCGAAGAUGAGUAUGCCCGAAAGCUGUUGAAUCUGAGCAAGAAAACCAUAGGCACUCAUGAAACCGGGACACUCAAAGCUUCUAUGGAAACGGUCCGCAGCGAACUCGAGGCCAUGUCCAAGCAGCAUCAAAGCAUUGCCGCGCAAAUGAAGACAGAGCUCGAAGAACCGCUGGCCGCCUUCUCAGGAGGCAUCAAAGAACGACGCAAGAUUGUUCAGGGCACUGUGGAGAAGCUGCUCAAGAUCAAGGUUCAACAAACAAAUCAAGUAAACAAAACUCGGGACAAAUACGAACAAGAAUGCUUGAAAAUUAAGGGUUAUCUCGCACAAGGCCACAUGGUGAUGGGUCAAGAAGAGCGUCGAAACAAAGCCAAGCUGGAGAAGACUCAAAUCAGCCUCGCGACUUCGAACACGGAAUACGAGAAUGCAGUCAAGGUAUUGGAGGACACCACAGUCCGAUGGAACAGAGAGUGGAAGGCCGCUGCCGACAAAUUUCAGGACCUUGAGGAAGAAAGACUCGAUUUUACCAAGAACAGCCUCUGGACGUAUGCCAACAUCGCGUCGACAGUUUGCGUUAGCGACGAUGCUGCUUGCGAGAAGAUUCGCCUCUCUUUAGAGAACAUGGACGUGGGGACUGACAUCAUCACUUUCAUAAACGAACGUGGUACUGGCCAAGAGAUCCCCGAGGCCCCCAAGUACAUCAACUUCGUCCGCGGCGAUGUCCAUGAUACCAACUCUGAAGCUUCUGAAGACGAAAACAACUAUACCGUGGCGCAAUUUCCCCGGAGUAUCAAUCCGGCUUUCCGCUCGUCUUCGCCGCAGCCUUCUACGUUUGAAUCGCAUCACGAUCCCAAUUCCGCGCUGGCGAACGAUUUGGCCCACAGACCUCCGGUCAAGCCAACUGGCCGCGAGGGUGCGGCAACUCCUCAAAAGAGCCCUCAGAAGAUGCUGCCAGCUGCACGCGCAUCUUCGGAGGAUCAAUUCCGCAAGCCGCAACCACCAGGCAUGGAAGAUCGCCAAUAUCGGGCGCUUCCGCCACCGGGAGAAGAUCAAUAUCGCCGCCAGCAGCCUGGCCCAGACGACCAACUUCGCCGACAGUUACCUCCACCUGACGAGCAACAACAGCCGCCGCAACAGCAGCAGCAACAAUAUGGGAGACAGCCACCACCGGCUGCUGAUCAGUAUCGCAGGCAACCACCUGCGGCCGAAGACCAGUAUCGUAGGCAGCCACCGGCUACAGACGACCAGUUCCGCAGGUCGCAAACAAGCUCAAACCCUCCAUCACCGUAUGAUAAUCUUCGGCAAGGUCCUAAAGGAACAAAUCCCCAUGACCCAUAUCCAAAGGACGGCAUGACGAUGCUGUGCCGCCCUGGCCCUCCGUCAGCUAGCAGCUCCCAGAUCCAAUCGGCCAGACCGUCGAGCCGAGACUCUCGCAGUGAAUAUUCCGAUCCUACGUCGGCUUCCAGCCAGGAACAUCAAAGCGGCAAAAUAUCCCCUGUUAAGCAAGACCCUCCGCUGUCAUCGCCGCUCUCGUCAAGCCCUGAUAAGCAAGCCCUCAAGAAACGAAGUGGAUUCUUUCAAAACCACAGCCCCUUUAGACGCAAGAGCACCAAGGAUCUGCAAGCUGCUGCCGCCGCUGGUGGUGCACCUAGCAACAGAAACACUUGGCACCCGUCUCAAUCCCAGGGAUCGACAAGCCCUGUCCGCCGACCGCAGCCCUACGGAAACAGCGAGCCGCAGACUAGGAAUCUGCUGAAAGAACGGACUGCUAGCCCAGAGCCAAUUGAUGCUAAUGCAAGCUUGGCUCUUGGUGUGGGACAGAACGUGCUCCCUGUUACGACCCCUGACACCAGCCGACAGAAACCACAACCGGUGCCCCAGAAGGCUGAGCCGGCGGAUCCCAUUGCAGCGGCCUUGGCCGAGCUCAAGAAUGUCAAUGUAGGCAAGCAAGCUUCGGUGAGAAUGUCGGCCGACCACUACCAUGGCAUCUCUACUCCUGUUCCAAACACAGAGGCAGCGAUGACAAGAGCAUUCCCGGCUCCCGGCAGCCAUGAUGCAGCUGCCGCCACGCGCGGCACGCCUCCGCCUUCGUACCAGGCUCAAACCCAGGUGACGAGGCUGGGAGUGCCGCCUCCAGCCGUCACAUCCAAGGCUAUGAAGCAAGCUUCCCAAAAGGUGGCGAACCAGACACGAAGUGUUUACGGCGAUGACGGUCGUAGAGGGUCUGCGAGCAACGCUCCCUCUCCUAUCUCACGACCUGGUACGCGAGGUAACGAUCGCUCGGCCUCUCCAGCUACUGCUCGUGGCGCAUCCCCCCAGCCUCACCGGCAAAUGAGCAAUGAUCCUCGGCACUCGGCGUCUCCAAACCCUUAUCAUCAGCGGAACAAUUCUUCAACCAGUUUGAACCGUCCUCCAGAUCAAGGAUACUACCGCGGAGCGUCUCCCCACGGGUCCACUAGGGGCUCGACCAGGGGGGCUUCGCCAAAUCCGUAUAGAGGGGACUAUAACAACUAUUCUCAGAGCCGUCCGGGAAGUAGCUAUAGCGGUUCUGAAAUGGCGAUGCAAUUAGCUUCUCCCGGUGGCGGCGAUGAUCGUUAUGGCUCUACCAGAAGCCGGGCCUCUAGUCGGCCAGGGUCGCGAGCCAUGGGCCUUUAUGAUGGAGGCCACCAGCGCAGCAAAAGCGUGGCCGACCCGUCUAGACAAUAUUCACGAGAUGGACGACCAGUUAUACAUAUGGCGCGCGCGGUGUACAUGUAUCAAGCUGCUAUCCCUGAGGAACUCGGUUUUGCUAAAGGCGACUACCUUGCUGUCUAUCGUCACCAAGAUGAUGGAUGGUGGGAAGCAGAAGUCCACAACGGAAAUGGCCAAAUUGGGCUGGAAACAUUCCAGGAGACUGCGCGCGUUAUCACCUCGAAGCCCGUCCAGAGGGCCGCUGUCAAUCUCGCGCUGCUCGUUUCUGGAGCGGUGACACUGCUUGGUCUGGCUGCGAUUGCCUCUGUGCUAUUCUUCCAGAAUUUUGUUCCUGAUCAGUUUGUCACUACGCCAGUUCAUCUGCAAUAUGGGACGGGUCUCAAUCCAUAUGGCCUUACGGCGCUGACCGUGCCACUGCUGAAGCCGCAGCAAGACUACGACAUCUCCGUUACCCUUUCAAUGCCGCGAUCGCCUCCCAAUGUCGAGCGAGGGAACUUUAUGGUCAGCCUAUAUCUACUGGGCUCCCAGAAUGGCUACGCAUUAGCUGAAGAUGCGCGAAAGUUUGCCAACCGUGAACCGAGUUUCGAGCAGAACGAUGUGCUUUUCCACUCACGAAGGCCGGCCUUGCUCCCUUAUAUUGACCCCGUGGUGUCUUUGGCAUCGCGUGUUCUGUUCUUACUCUACCACUUGAUAUUCCCAACGGCGCAAAAUUGCACGAUGAAAAUACCAGUAGCCGAGCGAGUCGCUUUCCCAACAGACUCUUCUAUUCCCUUGUCGGCGUAUGUGGAAAUCGAGGCAGGGCAGGACAUUCAGAUUUACAGCGCUUCACUUACGAUGACGGCGCAGCUUAGCGGCCUCCGAUGGCUCAUGUUUCACUACCGCCUUUUGACCUUUUCCAUGUUUACGACGGUUUUCUGGGUCUGCGAACUUGCCUUUAUGAGCGUUGCUUGGGCCAUCUUUGGCUCUUUAAUGGGAUCUUCGCCUAACAAGCUGGAAUACAAGACUCGAAAAAGCCAGCGCCGGCCGACAACAGAAGAAGCGACAGAUCCGGAAGACUCUGAGGGGAAUGAGGAGAAUGAUGGUGGAUCAGACCAUCCGCACCAAUUCCCUACUUACGGAAAGCAGCCUGCGUUGAAGCACGAACCAGACAUCAAAGACGAGGAAGAGCAUAAACAGCCUCUUCAUGAGAUACCUGUUGCCGGCGAAGAAGCUGAUGACGAAGAAGAUGUUGAAUCGCCUCGAGAUUCGGGUAUAGGUACCAGCUACAGUGGGGAAGGGAGCAGCAGUGUUCGCAGGAGAAAAUCGCAAUCGCGCUUGGAGCAGUAG
This is a messenger RNA of Trichoderma gamsii, 4176 nucleotides long. Its product is annotated as SH3 domain-containing protein. Gene Ontology annotation, cellular component: cytoplasmic side of plasma membrane; mitotic actomyosin contractile ring, proximal layer; cytoplasm. The coding region runs from base 1 to 4176 and encodes 1391 amino acids. Gene Ontology annotation, molecular function: protein binding; phospholipid binding. Gene Ontology annotation, biological process: lipid storage; cytoskeleton organization. The record is from RefSeq and is a predicted model, not a curated record. NCBI's taxonomy places the organism in Eukaryota, Fungi, Ascomycota, Sordariomycetes, Hypocreales, Hypocreaceae. The transcript has 7 exons.